This is a messenger RNA of Psammomys obesus (fat sand rat), 774 nucleotides long. RefSeq names its product folliculogenesis specific bHLH transcription factor (gene Figla). The coding region runs from base 1 to 774 and encodes 257 amino acids. The transcript is spliced from 4 exons. Lineage: Eukaryota; Metazoa; Chordata; Mammalia; Rodentia; Muridae. Gene Ontology annotation, biological process: regulation of transcription by RNA polymerase II; developmental process. Gene Ontology annotation, molecular function: RNA polymerase II transcription regulatory region sequence-specific DNA binding; DNA-binding transcription factor activity, RNA polymerase II-specific; protein dimerization activity. The record is from RefSeq and is a predicted model, not a curated record.
AUGGACACGUCACCUGCAUCCCCAGAGCCCUUCCUGGUCGCCCCGCAGGCCGAGCUGCUGGAGGAACUGCUUCAGGCCCAGCUGGGGCCCCUGCCCCGGCUCGCUGCCAUCUGCAGGCUCAAGCGGCUGCCCUCAGGAGGCUACUCCACCACCGACGACCUGCACCUGGUGCUGGAGCGCAGGCGCUUGGCCAACGCCAAAGAGCGCGAGCGGAUAAAAAAUCUCAACCGGGGUUUUACCAAGCUGAAGGCUCUGGUGCCAUUUCUGCCCCAGAACAGGAAGCCCAGUAAAGUUGACAUCCUUAAAGGGGCAUCGGAAUACAUACGGGUGCUCAGCUGUGUUCUGGAAGGAGCAAAGGCCUCAGAGAAACAAGGCCCUGAGGAGCAGACCCACAGUAGCAGACCCUCUGACCCUCAUGUGUCGUCGGCUAGAGAGCUCUUGGGAAAUGCUACCCAGCCUACCAGCUGUGCGAGUGGCUUGAAGACAGAAGAGGAGGGGCCAUGGGCAUUUGGUGACCACAGGGAGCCACUGUAUACCUGUCAUCAGAGUGCGGCACCUGUGACUAGGAGUUACUUCAUUCAGCAGGAGGCUGAUGAAAGACUGCUGCAGGGCGCGGGCGGGGACGCUGCAGCGAGCCGGGCUCUGGAGGGGGCGCUGCGCACUCGCUCGGCCCUUUGUCAGUGCUCACUGCUGGGAGCGCACACAUCUUCCAGCCUCCCGCGGGCUCUGGACUUGACUCUGACUGCAGCACCGGUCGCGGGGACGCGGAUCUAG